Erythranthe guttata (spotted monkey flower) is the source of this 1623-nucleotide messenger RNA. RefSeq lists its product as uncharacterized. The record is from RefSeq and is a predicted model, not a curated record. NCBI's taxonomy places the organism in Eukaryota, Viridiplantae, Streptophyta, Magnoliopsida, Lamiales, Phrymaceae.
AUGUCGGAUGCUAAUGAAGUUAAGUUGUGUUUGAAAGUUAUGGUAAACAAACAAAAAACUAAAGUACUAUUUGCAGAAAUCGACAGCAAUUUCGCGGAUGUUUUACUGAGCUUUCUGACAUUGCCAUUGGGAAAGAUUGUCGGGAUUCUGAAGAAACAUUAUGGAGAAGAAGCACCUGUGAAAUUUGGAAGCUUAACCACUUUGUACGACGGCUUAGCAAAUAUCGAGAGUAAUCAUUUCUGGACAGAGGGUUGUAAAGACAUGCUGCUGAAUCCGAGAAGUUCAUUUGAAGCUGAAUGUCUUAAACUCAAACUCGAUAUCGGAGAUACUCAGCCAACACGAUUCUUUGGAUGCGCUGAUACAGAUUGUAAGAAGAAGAGAUCUAAUGUAACCAUGUAUUAUGGUAACACUGAAUGUGAUUGUGGCAAAUUGUUGAGCAAACCAAUGGGUAUAACAACCCACGAAGACGGAGAUGAAGAUGAAGACAAACAUGGAGAUGAAGAUGGGGAUGAGGAUGAAUCUGAAGAUGAAGAUUGGGAUGAAUAUAUGGAUGAAGAUGAAUAUGAAGAAAAAGAUGAUGAUUGGGAUGAACUUGUGGAUGAAGAUGAAGAUGAAGAUGAAGAUGAAGAUGAGUAUAUGUAUGAAGAUGAUGAAGAUUAUGGUAAAGAUGAUGAUGUUGAUGUUGAUAUUGAUGAUGGUGGGGUUUUUACGGAAAAAAAAUUCUCGUUCCUACUAACCGAUGAUCUAAAGAUGGCGCCAAGUAUUCAAGGAUCUGUAAUACAAACUCUCAUCAGUCUUGGUGUUGAAGUACCACAAGGUGCUGAGUUCAUGAGGGUGACCCUUGGAUUUAAUGAGAUUAUUGAAUUGCUCAAGGCAUCUCUAUUCUCCGAGACCCCACUAACGGAUGUCGUCCUUCAUCAAACAAACACGAUGGGACGUUCAACACUGGAUUCGCUUCGUCAUAAGAAAUUAGAAUCACCAUCCAACUCGAACAAGAUGAUGACCGUAAAAGCUAUGGUACAAAAAUCUACUAAUAAGUUAAUAUUUUUUCAAGCCGAGGAAGAUUUUGUCGAUUUCCUAUUUAGUCUGCUUACCAUCCCCCUAGGAGGAGUUGAGUAUCUCUUGGAAAGCAACACUUCGCUUAGGAACAUCGACAAUUUGUACACGAGUAUAACCGAACUGAUAAACGACAAGUAUAUGAGUAGUCCGUGUACCAGAACCAGGUUGAUCAAACCAGAGCUUCCUCCAAAGUAUCUUUCCAAGAAUCAGAUCUUUCCUCUGACCGAACAAACGACUCCUACGAUUUAUUACUUUGAAAGUGGUACAGUCGCAGAAAAAUGUUAUCGGAUGUGCUUUAAGGACCCGAAAGGCGAGGAAAGUUAUAUUAAGGGACCGGGAAAAUAUAUUGUAACACAUGAUUCAAACGUGACGCCUUUUUGCAAGACCAUUGUCCGAUCCAUUAUGAAGCAUAUCAAAAUCCCUUCAUCUGAUGUCAAAGCAGUCAAGUUACAGAUUGGUUUCGAAGAGGCUUUGAGCAUAUUGAAAGCGUCUCUUUUGUCGAAGCACGGUUUGGGAUUAGCUCUUUUUAAUCUCAUAUUAAAGGAACACCCUCUGCCAAAAUAG